Molecule: messenger RNA, 774 nt
Organism: Puccinia graminis f. sp. tritici CRL 75-36-700-3
Lineage: Eukaryota; Fungi; Basidiomycota; Pucciniomycetes; Pucciniales; Pucciniaceae
Exons: 9
Coding region: 1-774 (257 amino acids)
Source: RefSeq, a predicted model, not a curated record
AUGGCUUUGAUCCAAUUCCUCGUCAUCGCGCUGCUCGGCCUACAAGUACUAGCAGCAAGUCCCCCCAAAAAACCAGUAAAACCAAUGGAUCCAACAGUUCCGCAAUGCUAUACUGAGCAUGAGCUCAUGGGUGAAGUCCAGAAGGCGGACUGUCCCGCCGCGCUGGCCAAAAUCAUCUACGAGAAGGACACCCUGAGCAAAUUAGAAACCAGGCUGGCCGUCGUCUCUGGAGAUUGCGUUAUACGUCUCAACAAUACAAAGCAGGUUGUUGUGACAAAAAAACAGAUCGAGGACACAGUUACAGAGCUUACAAAGUCUUCUUGUAAGAGUGGUCAUGCUAAAGUCAAAGGCAACGCAGAGGUCUCAAUCUCGAUCACUGCACGCGGCAAACCUAGGGCCUGGUUCACUCCAUACGACCCUGAUUUCCCACUAGGGAAGCCCUUCUGUUUCCGUGCGGCCCAGGGCCAAGUGGUUAAGGAAGAUUGCUUAGAGGCAUUCAACCAGCUUCCUGUAGACGAACAAGGCCAGCUGGUUAGUCCAGCUGACAAAAAGAUAGGGCACACAUUUAACCUCAAAGUCAAAUCUUGUCGAGUAAUUGUCUACACAACCGAUGGAUCGAAUGUUUCUGUCAAAAAACAGGAUAUCUCGGCCGUUGUGACUGGUAUGAUAAACAACUGCAAUUCACAGUGGGGUACUGUGAACGUCAAAGGUACCGAGGGUCCCAAUGGACAGGGUCCCAAUGGACACGUCACUAUCGUCACUCGCAGUUACUGA